UUGUCGGCAGAAGCGUAAGAAUUGUGUUCGGUUUAUUUAAUGAAUUUUAAUAUCAGUUACAAAUUUCUAGUUUCAAAAAACGGUUCAGACUAAACAAAAGCGGGUUCGAGUAUGUGCUUUCACGUCUGCAAUUUAAAGGACAUUUGUCAACAUCGGUCCCACCAGUGCUACAAUUAGCGGCAACUUUAUCGCUUUUGGCCAGUGGAGGUUUCCAAAAUGCAGUUGGCAGCGAUUACUUGAUUGGAUUAGGCCAAAGCUCAGUUUGCAAAAUAGUGUGGAAUGUGGUCAAUGAAUUGGAAACAAAGCUGUGCCCCCAUUUUAUAAAAUUUUCCCCUGAACGCUUUUCUCAGUGCGCGGAAUCAUUUGUACAAAAAUACAAAAUUCCUGGAAGUAUGUAGUUAAGGACACAAAAUCUCACUCGUAAAAAAUGGUUUUCUAAGAAAAAAGAAAUGCUUCUAAUUUAUUUGUAUUUAUUUGUUUUGCAGUUAUUGGAUGCAUUGACGGAACACAUUUUGGGCUACAAAAACCAACUCACAACGAGCACAUGUUUUUCAACCGUAAAGGAUAUCACAGCAUCAAUUCUAUGAUAAUUUGUGACCAUGAAUACAGGAUAUUGGCCAUUGAUUCAAAAUAUGGUGGAGCCGCUGAUGACUCUUUUGUGUGGAAGCAUUCAGCACAAAGGCAAUUUUUGGAAGAGCAAUAUAAUCUUAACAAUUUGAAGAACGUUUGGCUUUUAGGAGAUUCGGGAUAUCCUUUAGAGCCAUGGUGUUUAACGCCUUACAGAAAUCCUGAAGAAGAUUCAAAUCGAGCGCGAUUCAAUGAGGUUCAUGCAAAAUCUAGGUGUAUUGUUGAAAGAACAAUAGGAAUUUUUAAAGGUCGCUGGAAAAUCCUCAGCAAUGACAAGAGAAGUCGUUAUAGGCCAGAAAAAAUAGCGAAGUCCGGCAAUGUGUGUGCAGCGUUGCAUAACGUAUGCAUACAAUUUAAAGAUCCGUCAUAUUGCAGAUAUAACGUAUGCGAAAAUAUUGAAACAGAAGUGGAUAUUGGAAACGAAACUCAUUUAACGAAAAUCUACCAAAAAAUAAGAGAUCAAAUAAUGCUCUCGUUAUCGAAUACUAUUUAGUUAUAACACUAUACACAAGAAUUCAUUCACCACUUUAUUUAUUUCUAAA
Messenger RNA from Rhagoletis pomonella (apple maggot), 1169 nucleotides. Its product is annotated as putative nuclease HARBI1. Bases 545 to 1120 code for a protein of 191 amino acids. The record is from RefSeq and is a predicted model, not a curated record. Lineage: Eukaryota; Metazoa; Arthropoda; Insecta; Diptera; Tephritidae. The transcript is spliced from 3 exons.